Molecule: messenger RNA, 471 nt
Organism: Rodentolepis nana
Lineage: Eukaryota; Metazoa; Platyhelminthes; Cestoda; Cyclophyllidea; Hymenolepididae
Source: the annotation of a GenBank genome assembly
AUGCAAGAAAGGAUGCAGAGUAUUUUGUUUGAACUUAUAAGCUCUCCAAUAGCAUCCCUGACACAACUUUUGCACUAUUUUACAGCAAAGCCAGCCAAUCUUCUUUACUUGCUUCGACAUGUUCGAUUGUUGAUAUGUUUUAGACGAUUUCUGAGAACUGAUGGGGGAAGAACUGGCUUCUACGGACGUCUACAGGAGGAUAAACAGUUGAAAUAUGGACCGGUAGUCAACACGUUAGAGGACAUUGUAACCUACAUCUACAUCCUUCAUAAAAACCUUCAAUUGUCUCCACCGGCAGCGAUGAACGACUUGGACGACGUUGGUGGCCAACUCGGAAGAUACGUGGAAUUUAUUGAGAGCGCUGUAUUGUUUCUCAUUUCAUCAGUGGUCCUGGAAACACAUACGGAAGAAAAUCCUCAUCUUGGUAAGGAACCAAGUGAAUCUAGUCCAAAACGUUUCUUAAUGUUUUAG